AUGUUCAGCUUUGUGGACUCAAGAACUGUUCUGCUACUUGUAGCAUCCCAAGUUGUUUUACUAUCUGUGGUUCGAUGUCAGGAGGAGGACGACCAGGAGGCAGGCGGCUGCACCCAUGACGCCCAGCAGUAUAAUGAUAAGGAUGUGUGGAAGCCAGAGCCGUGCCGUAUCUGUGUGUGUGACAGCGGAGCGGUUCUGUGCGAUGAGAUAUUCUGCGAGGAGAUGAAAGAGUGCACCAACCCUAUCAUCCCAUCUGGAGAAUGCUGCCCCAUCUGCCCCGCUGAUGCCACUGCCCCCAUUGAGACGGUAGGCGUUAAGGGCCAGAAAGGAGAACCGGGAGAGAUUGCAGAUGUUGUAGGACCAAGAGGACCAGCCGGCCCCAUGGGGCCCCCAGGCGAGCAGGGACCCCGAGGAGAAGCUGGCGCUAAGGGUGAUAAGGGAAAUCCUGGACCUCGAGGAAGAGAUGGUGAACCUGGCACACCUGGAAACCCUGGACCCCCCGGCCCACCUGGACCACCGGGGCUUGGAGGCAACUUUGCUGCUCAGAUGGCUGGAGGCUUCGAUGAGAAGGCUGGAGGAGCUCAGAUGGGCGUGAUGCAAGGACCGAUGGGCCCCAUGGGUCCCCGUGGUCCCCCUGGACCUUCUGGAGCUCCCGGACCACAAGGUUUCCAAGGCUCCCCUGGAGAGGCUGGAGAGCCUGGUCCAGCUGGACCAAUGGGACCUCGUGGACCACCUGGACCAUCUGGAAAACCAGGAAGUGAUGGUGAAUCUGGUAAACCUGGCAAACCUGGUGAGCGUGGACCUGCAGGGCCUCAGGGAGCUCGUGGAUUCCCUGGAACUCCUGGACUUCCUGGAAUUAAAGGACACAGAGGUCAUCCUGGUCUGGAUGGAGCUAAGGGAGAGACAGGAGCAGCAGGAGCCAAGGGUGAGUCUGGUUCUGCUGGAGAGAACGGUUCCCCCGGAGCGAUGGGCCCACGUGGUCUGCCUGGUGAGAGGGGACGUCCUGGAGCUGCUGGGUCUGCAGGCGCUCGUGGAAAUGAUGGUUUGCCUGGUCCUGCUGGUCCUCCUGGCCCAGUCGGUCCUGCUGGAGCACCCGGUUUCCCAGGAUCCCCAGGAGCCAAGGGAGAAGCUGGUCCCACUGGUGCCCGAGGAGCUGAAGGCCAGCAGGGUCCCCGCGGAGAAGCUGGUACACCAGGAUCUCCUGGACCUGCCGGAGCAGGGGGUAACCCGGGUACCGACGGGAUUCCUGGAGCCAAAGGAUCUGCUGGCGCUCCUGGUAUCGCCGGUGCUCCUGGAUUCCCCGGCCCUCGUGGACCACCUGGACCUCAGGGAGCAACUGGACCUCUGGGGCCCAAAGGACAGUCUGGGGAUCCUGGUCUACCUGGACUGAAAGGUGAAUCUGGACCAAAAGGAGAGCUUGGCCCUGCUGGUCCUCAAGGUCCCCCAGGUCCUGCUGGAGAAGAGGGAAAGAGGGGCGCCAGAGGAGAACCUGGAGCUGCUGGACCAAACGGACCUCCAGGAGAAAGAGGAGCUCCAGGAAACCGUGGUUUCCCCGGUCAAGAUGGUCUGGCAGGAGCUAAGGGCGCUCCUGGGGAUCGGGGCGUUCCUGGUGCCGCUGGGCCUAAAGGUGCUACAGGAGACCCUGGACGCACAGGAGAGUCUGGUCUACCCGGAGCCAGAGGACUCACUGGUCGUCCUGGAGAUGCUGGUCCUCAAGGCAAAGUUGGACCCUCUGGUGCCCCCGGUGAGGACGGUCGUCCCGGUCCACCUGGGCCUCAGGGAGCUCGCGGACAGCCCGGAGUGAUGGGAUUCCCUGGACCAAAGGGCGCCAAUGGUGAACCUGGAAAAGCAGGAGAAAAGGGGCUUAUAGGUCGUCCUGGUCUGAGAGGUCUGGCUGGAAAAGAUGGUGAGACCGGACCUGCCGGACCUCCUGGUCCUUCUGGACCUGCUGGAGAGAGAGGAGAGCAAGGACAGCCUGGACCCCCAGGCUUCCAGGGUCUGCCUGGACCAGCUGGGUCUCCAGGAGAGGCUGGAAAACCUGGAGAUCAGGGUGUUCCUGGAGAAGGUGGAGCUCCUGGAGCUGCUGGACCCAGAGGUGAGCGUGGCUUCCCUGGUGAAAGAGGUGGUGCUGGUCCCCAGGGUAUUCAGGGACCCCGUGGACUGCCUGGAACACCCGGAACUGAUGGACCCAAGGGGGCGAUUGGACCAGCUGGAGCUCCUGGAUCUCAGGGACCCCCUGGCCUGCAGGGUAUGCCUGGAGAGAGAGGAGCCGGUGGAAUCCCUGGAGCCAAGGGAGACAGAGGUGACAACGGACAGAAAGGACCUGAAGGUGCUCCUGGAAAGGACGGCGCGAGGGGUUUGACUGGUCCAAUCGGUCCUCCUGGUCCAUCUGGACCCAACGGAGCUAAGGGUGAGACCGGACCUACAGGACCCACCGGUGCUCCAGGUGUUCGAGGUGCUCCUGGUGAUCGAGGUGAGCUCGGUCCUCCUGGGCCCGCCGGCUUUGCUGGACCUCCUGGCGCAGAUGGUCAGCCAGGUGCCAAGGGAGAGAAUGGUGAGAGUGGACAAAAGGGAGAAGCUGGUGCUUCUGGACCUCAGGGACCAUCUGGAGCUCCUGGACCUGUGGGACCUACUGGCGUAUCUGGACCCAAGGGAGCACGUGGUGCUCAAGGACCUCCUGGAGCCACAGGUUUCCCCGGUGCUGCUGGCAGAGUCGGACCUCCAGGUCCUAACGGUAACCCUGGUUCUGCCGGUCCUGCUGGCCCUGCUGGUAAAGACGGUCCAAAGGGUGUGCGUGGUGAUGCAGGUCUCCCGGGCAGAGCAGGAGACCCUGGCCUUCGUGGACCCGCAGGGCCUCCAGGAGAGAAAGGAGAGCCUGGAGAGGAUGGGCCUCCUGGUGCUGAUGGGCCUUCAGGUCCUCAGGGUCUGGCAGGAUCUCGUGGUAUUGUUGGUCUGCCUGGUCAGCGCGGAGAGAGAGGCUUCCCUGGUCUCCCUGGACCCUCUGGAGAGCCUGGUAAACAGGGAGCUUCUGGUAGUGCCGGUGACCGUGGACCUCCCGGACCUGUAGGACCGCCUGGACUUACUGGACCUUCUGGAGAACCGGGCAGAGAGGGUACUCCUGGGUCAGAUGGACCCCCCGGUAGAGACGGGGCCAUUGGAAUCAAGGGAGAACGAGGGAACACCGGUCCGGCUGGCGCUCCUGGAGCUCCUGGUGCUCCUGGUGCCCCUGGACCUGUCGGACCCCUUGGCAAGCAGGGCGACAGAGGAGAGGCUGGGGCUCAAGGACCUGCAGGACCCCCAGGACUAGCUGGUGCUCGAGGAAUGGCUGGACCCCAAGGACCACGUGGAGACAAAGGAGAGGCUGGUGAGGCUGGAGAGAGAGGGCAAAAGGGUCACCGUGGCUUCACCGGUCUGCAGGGUCUUCCUGGACCCCCAGGUCCUGCUGGAGACUCUGGCACUGCCGGACCCGCUGGACCAAGCGGAGCGAAGGGACCACCUGGACCAGUUGGACCUGCUGGCAAAGAUGGAUCUAAUGGACAGCCUGGCCCCAUCGGACCCCCUGGACCUCGUGGACGUUCUGGAGAAACUGGUCCUGCUGGUCCUCCUGGUAAUACCGGACCCCCUGGUCCUCCUGGUCCACCAGGCCCAGGCAUUGACAUCUCUGCCUUUGCUGGCCUGGGCCAGACUGAGAAGUCCCCCGAUCCUCUCAGGUACAUGAGGGCCGACGAGGCCUCCAGCUCUCUGAGGCAGCAUGACGUCGAGGUCGACUCCACGCUCAAGUCCCUCAACAACCAGAUCGAGAACCUGCGCAGUCCCGACGGCACCCAGAAGAACCCGGCUCGCACCUGCAGAGACCUCAAACUGUGUCACCCAGAGUGGAAGAGCGGCGAUUACUGGGUGGAUCCCAACAUCGGCAGCACGGCGGACGCAAUCAAGGUCUUCUGCGACAUGGAGACAGGAGAGACCUGCGUCUACCCGAGCAUCGCCUCGGUACCAAGGAAGAGCUGGUGGACCAGCAAGAGCAAGGACCGCAAACACGUCUGGUUUGGAGAGACCAUGAGUGGAGGAUUUCACUUCAGUUACGCUCAGGACGGCCCUGCUGCCAUCGCUGCCAGUGUCCAGCUGACCUUCCUGAGGCUUUUGUCCACUGAAGCAUCCCAGAACCUCACGUAUCACUGCAAAAACAGUGUCGCCUACAUGGAUCAAGCCACAGGAAACCUGAAGAAGGCUUUGCUGCUGCAGGGCUCCAACGACGUAGAGAUCCGUGCCGAGGGCAACAGUCGGUUCACCUACAGCGUGUUGGAGGACGGCUGCAAGAGUCACACAGGCCGGUGGGGCAAGACCGUCUUCGAGUACAAAACACAGAAAACCUCCCGUCUGCCGAUCGUAGACAUUGCUCCUAUGGACAUCGGAGGAGCAGAUCAGGAGUUCGGAGUGGAUGUCGGCGCCGUCUGCUUCUUGUAAAGUGGAGAAUCAAAACAAGCCCCCACCCCUCUAAACACAGGAAAUAAAUAAAUAAAUGAUAUAAAAAAAACUCAACCACGAAACAACACAAACACUUCCACAAUAAAGAAGCCUGGAAAUUGAAAGUAACAGAAGAUUUAUACGUUUUCUCUCACAACAAAGUGCUCUCCAAGAUGUACUUCCUGGAUGCGAGCACUGAAGGGCACCGGCAAUAUCUAUUCACCCCACCUGCAUUCCCUGUCGACCCUCUCCCCACACACCCCUCCUCCCUUCUCUGAGAUCCAGUCAUGUUUCCCCCUGUGGCCCAGCUGAUGACGGGGACGAGUCUGAGUCGGGAGAAAGCGGGACCAAGCGAACACGUUACGGAGAACAGAAACAUGACUUGAUGUCACUUAUUUAUUGUCGAAACCUGAGCGGGUUGAGUUGAGGUAGGACUGGACUGGGGUUCACACGAGCCCCCCCACCCCUUCACCCGUUUCCACAGCUGCACAACCUCUGUCCCGGUCCUACACCACCUCCACUUUCUUUUUUCCCCUACCUACGUAAACACAACAUUUUGAACCCAGGUAGACCAAUAAAAUUAGGUAAAUUCAACCAGGAGCUCCAGGCCUGUCCAUCAUGAGCAGGAGCAUAAAAACUUUGCUGUGUAUUAUAAAAUAUUUGGUUCUAGUGUUGUAAGUCUGUGUUUAUAAACAACCAGUUUUUUUUAUUUUUUUAAAUAUAUUUCCACAUAAUUUGUGUACAUGUGUCUGUACACACACCAAAGCUUUAUUUUGAAAAGUGAGGUGAUGUUUGGGAUGUGUAUUAAACUGCCCGUCUGUAAAAAAAAGUCCCAGCUCUUGUGAAAAAAAAAAAAAAAGAUGAAAUCUGAAGAAUUGGAGAGAAAUUUGCUUUUAUGUGUAGUCAUCCAGAAUGUUUGAAGCUACCUCACGAUGAAGAAAACCAAAGAAAAUAAAAGUUUUAAGCUGACCAAAGCAGUAGUUUUCAGAGGGAUUUUUUGUUGAUUUGUUUUGGGACGUUCGUUUCUCAGAAGGUGCUAUGAAUCCCACCCUACCCCCUUCAAACCCACCCAGCCACGCUCAAUUCCCACUAGCCUCUCACCACACCCUCACACUCCACCCUGGAGGAGGUGAGACAGGGGCUAUUGGAGGCCUCCUCUGGACUCCCUAACCCCUGCCCCCCCCCACACAGCUGGGACUUUGAGGACAGUCGCUCAAAAACUAAACCAGGGUGGGUUGUUGUCUCUGUGUGAGGGCAUGUACAUUUUUUUUGUUUUGUUUUUUGGAAUACAUUUUUAUUCUGAUAAUUUGUGUUCUUGUUUUGUUACACCUCUAAUUGAUGUAAAUUGGAAAAUAAAUGGAAAAUCUAAUUCAGAAAAAAA
Molecule: messenger RNA, 5845 nt
Organism: Austrofundulus limnaeus
Lineage: Eukaryota; Metazoa; Chordata; Actinopteri; Cyprinodontiformes; Rivulidae
Gene: col2a1a
Product: collagen, type II, alpha 1a
Exons: 54
Coding region: 1-4464 (1487 amino acids)
Biological process (GO): extracellular matrix organization
Molecular function (GO): extracellular matrix structural constituent conferring tensile strength; protein binding
Source: RefSeq, a predicted model, not a curated record